UGCGGGUGAUGGGGAACAGACGCGUGCGUGUUGAAGACUAUAUGUAACAAACCAUGGGCCGUGCACCUCAUCCUCGGACUCUGAGAACAUGACGCAGGACGCGGACGUCCCAGCGGUUUCUCUAGAGCGCAGCGGUGGUUGUGCAUUUCUCCCCAGCUCUCCAUCCUCUCCUCACCCCCCCUGCUGGGAUCAGAAGGCGUCACAUGCGGCUGAGACGCACUCAGAUAACAUGUCUGUGGAUGAGCACCGCAGCCUGCAGGAUCUGGACCAGCGCUGGAGGCCAGCAUGCCCGCACCGGAGGACGUUUUUAUAACCACUGCAAACCACAUCUCUGAGAUUUAGACACUUUACAUCAAUUCGAAGCCAUGGCUGAUGAGAGCAGCAGCGUGUCCCAGCAGUUAAAGAGUGUGGAGAGGAGCAUGGUGUUCCUCCGUCAGGAGCACCUCACCUUGCUCCACGGCCUCCACCUGGAGAUCCUCUCCCUGCAGAAACGAUGCUCAGAAGUGACGAGCGAGCUGAAGGUGGUGCCUUCAGGCAGAAGCCAAUUAGAGUUACAGGACGAAGAGGAGCUCCUGGAAGAACAUUGUCGUCAUGUGGAGAACCGGCUUGAAGAGCAGAAUUGCACCUUAGGAGAAAUGCGUGAUGAGCUGACUCACAAAGGGGCUUUGGUGGGAGCCCUCAGAGCCAAUCUCAAAGAGAAAGAGCGCCAUUUCCUGGAGGAGCUCAAGCGCCGCAGCCACUGCUCGACCAUCCUCAACACAGAGCUGCAGAAACAAACAGAGGCAGCAGCGUACCUCUCCUUCCAGCUGCACGCUGCGAGGCAGAAACUGCACCACCAGCGGAUGCAGCAGAGGCAGGUGCUCCUUGCCCGGGCCAACAGUCAGGGGGCCCAGUACUCUGCCGAGCAGAACUCCGUUUCUCCACACAUGCCGUCAGGAGCAUCCCCUUCCUCCCCUGUGGUGAAACCGAAGCGUAAGAGCGGCAGGGCAUCUUCAAGGGUGGACCGUGCCCGGGAGUGCGUGCCCAUAGAGAGGGUGAUAGGCCCUGCAGAGCCCACAGCCAUGCCGGACCCUGCGCUCUUCCUUCACCCUCGAAGGCACCGAGCUAGAUCCAGGCACACUGUGGCACAGAGACAGGCCCCACUUGGCAUGGAGAGGGAGGAUGAGGAGGAAGGAGGUGGGGAGGGGCCAGUGGAGCCCCAGGAUGAAGCUGCCAGACUGGUGUCUUCAGCUGUAGUGCCCCCUGCUGCUGAGACGCAGGCAGACUAGGAACUACUGUGACUUGUGCUUUUUACUGCAGUGUGAUCACUGUAUUAGUAUCAUAUGUCAGACUGUUAAUGCUUUGUUCUGCACCUUGACCCAAUUGAUACUGAGACUGGGUUUAGCUAUUGAAUUAUAUCAUACUUACCAUAGAAACGUUUUUUAAUUGACUUUGAUAUAACCUCAAUCAGCAAAGGGAAACUCAGUGAGUGUCACUUUAAGUCAUUCUUAAAUUAAAUCAGAUCUAUCUGUUUACACUGCUGCCCCAUGCUCUGUAUACUGUGGGACCGUAUUACAAAGAAAUCCCUUUUAGAUUUACGGUGAGGGGGAGUUUGAAAAGGGUAGCAGCCAUUUUGGGUGGACUACGAGCCCAGCUGUGCGGCCCGACCAACUGUGACCUUUCAAGUCCAACCAUAAAUCACUCCAUGUGGCCACGAUUGUGUGGCCUGCUGAGAAUAGCUAAGGCAACAGACACUUCCUGUUCGAUAUCCUCCAUGUGAUGAUUGUAAGGAAGUAUGGUUUUCAGUAACCUGCAGUUACUUCACUUUUGGUUACGUUUUGAACUCGUGACUCUGAACACUAUUCUGUUUCCACAGUGUUUCAUUGUUUUUUACAUUUUAUACCUUAUUUGGAGAAUAUAAAUUCUGAUUUGCCCUAAAACCUGACAACAGACAAAACACCAAGCUAGAAUUCAACAGGCUGUUGAGUUUUAUAUUAGAAGGGUACUUCGACAGCAUAUAACUUCUCCAAGGUAGUGUCCUAUCUCACAAUGUUAAGAGAUUGAAAAUAAAAUUCGGGAUUUGCCGGUUUAUCCAGAUCUCCAAAACGUAAAGGGCUCUGUCUCGUGUCAGUACAGAAAUUGAACCAUCUGAACUAAAUGGAAUUUAUAUUCAAGUCAAGUCGAAAUGUCUGAUAUUUGACCCCAGCCGUACUUGAACCUAUGGAUAACGUCGAUCUGCUCUGCAUAAUUUUACCAUGUUUAUAAUUUUAUUAUUAUUACUUUUAAACUCAGUGCUGUAGGCACAUUGUGAAAUUAAACCACAAAAACAGGAACAACACCAUACAAACCCCACACACAAAUGAAGGACAUUAUUCUUACUUUCAAAUCAUAUGAUUUUGAAAUAAUAAUAUUAUUAUCUUAUUCUAUUGCAACCCAUACUUAAAUAAUAUCAGUUAGUUGACUAUUUUUCACAGAUGAAAACUAAAGUGGCAACUCAAUUUAUUUUAUCAGGGCCUGUCAUAGGUGGAUGCAAAGUUCAUUCAGUUGCUGUAACUUUGGCCUCAUGCAAUCUUUGAAUCCAGGGCUGAACAAACCGUAUUUAAUUGUGUUACUCAAGCUACACACUGAGACAGACAUUUGCAACUUCUCCUCUGUAGUGACUGCUUUGUAUAAAUAGACAACAUUCAGGUAAUUAUCAGUUGGGUCCGGGUGUGGUUUGUGUACUAAACAAACACACACACGGACUACUAGUUCUUCAGCUCAUUUAUGGUUGUGGUA
This is a messenger RNA of Platichthys flesus (European flounder), 2757 nucleotides long. It is a transcript of the gene ccdc92ba, whose product is annotated as coiled-coil domain containing 92Ba. Lineage: Eukaryota; Metazoa; Chordata; Actinopteri; Pleuronectiformes; Pleuronectidae. The record is from RefSeq and is a predicted model, not a curated record. The transcript is spliced from 4 exons. The coding region runs from base 366 to 1268 and encodes 300 amino acids.